UGUUGUUUACCCUGUCAAAAACAGCUCUUUUCAGAGCAACUCGUUUUGUUGCAUGCUGCUUUAAAUGCAAAUUAGCUCUGCUGACCCCUCCCCUCUCUUCUGUGGGGUUAAACUUGCUAACUAGCACAUUAUUAGGACAGGCAAUUAGUAAAGAUUCACAAAUAAAUAAAAAUGAUACUCACAAAUUAUUUGUGCGAACAUAGAUGUAUUUAGUUAGAACCAGGUUGCAUUCCCUUCAAAAACAAAUGUAAUCCACUGCGUCUUCAGCGGCUAAGAUGACGGGAGUAAAUGAAGACUGCUAUGUUCAUUAUUACAUCCUAACAACAAAGCACCUUAUCCCUUAGGAGACAUUCUUACAUCUGCUCCAGUGUCGAAACAAUGGAAGGACUGUUGACAGCUCACUCAGGGUGGUCUUAGGUAAAACGCUAGUGUAAAUCAACAAUCGUGAGAGCCACCAGGGUCUGUGUGACAUCACACAGCCAAGCAUCUGAGAACAGCUUGAUUUGAGAAAAGGGUUAAUAUUCAUUUGAAUUAUAAAAAACACAGGGUGGAUUUUUAUCAUUAUAGGGUGGAUGUGUACACACACAGCCAACACACAUUUAUGUUCAAAUGACAUGUCAAAGUGAAUUUUGUAUCCAAUGGCCCCUUUAAGAAACUAUGAAAAUCUACUUAUUAAUUAAAAAAAUUAAGAAAUUCAGAAAAAUAAAAAAAUAAUUAUCACUAAAGAAAAUAAAGAGAGAAACUGACAAGCCAUUUUUCAUCUGCUCUUAAUCUGGCGCCAUUACAUUGCACUUUUUUCUUUGAGCCUGAUAGAUGUGCCAGGGCCUACUCUUUGUAACUGUCCCUAAAUAGCUCACACACAUACACACACAGUUUGCAACCAUAUGAAACAAGACUCCCUGCCCUGUUGCUUGACGCAGACAUUUGGAUUCCCACCCCAUUCCACAGUGGAAUAUAGGGCUCUAUUUAUAGGGCUGGUGGAGCUCCUGGCCCUGAGCUCGGCAAAACGCACUCAUUAAAACACUUUCCCAAGUACACUUCAACUCAAAGCCCAGCGCUCGCCAGUGUGUGUGAGAGUGGAAAGCGUGCUAGUGAGAGUAAGAAAUCAGAGAAGGUAAUCAGUGUUAAAAGAAGAAGAAAGUUUGAAGAAACUGGAGAAGAAGAAACCGGAUUCCAUCGCAUGUGGAAUAUUUACUGGAUCUUGCUAAUCUUGAUAAGAAGAGAUACUUCGGCUAAAGCAGCAUCUUGAAGGUUGACUUGUGUGGAACUUCUUGAGGUCACCAUCAGCUGACGAAUACCACAGAACAAGACCUGCGAGGACAAGGUGACUAUGUAAAGACUCAAGCUGUAAGGUGUCCUAGAGAGCCAUUGACUGGAAUUGGGAACUUUAUGUAAAUAACAGCAAUGAUUUGAAUUUAACAGCCAAUUCUCUUUUGGUCAUUCUAUUGCUUUUGCUAUAGUCUUUUGUCUUCAAAUUCCUUUUCACAGAGACACCAUACAGAGUUUUUACUGUAAUACGAUCCUACACACUCUCCAGUAAUUAUAAAGCAGAGCUGGGAAGCAGUAAAGGAGGUUUGUCAUUAAGGCUGGCUAAAUAAAGAGGCAGGCAAAGGGCAAGGUUUGUGGAUUGGGCCGUGGAAGUGCAGUGACACUCAUCUGAUUCACCGAGGUCCACCCAAAGCUUCCCAUGGACCCCCAAGGAGGCCAUUAUCUAAACAGGGCAGCAGUACUGUCUGGAGUCGGCGCUGCCCGGAUGUGCCAGCUGCUUCUAGGUUGCACCACCAUGGCCUUGGUGGCCCACAGUGCAGGUUUCAGUGCCACCUACGGGACCUACUGCAUGUUCGUCUGGUGUUUCUGCUUUGCCGUCACACUGGUGGUCUUCACUCUGGACGUGACGAGGCUACACGGGUGUAUGCCCAUCUCCUGGGACAACUUCACUGUGGCCUUCUCCAUGUUGGCCACUCUCAUGUAUGUCACGGCUUCGAUAGUCUACCCCGUCUACUUCCUCAGGUCCGAGUGCCCAUCCGAGGGCUGCGAGGUGCGCAACUAUCGCAUCGCCGUCACCGUCUGCUCCAGCGUCUGCUGCUUCGCCUACGGGGCCGAGGUGUUUAUCACACGGGCCAAGCCGGGCCACGUGGUCGGCUACAUGGCCACUGUGUCUGGUCUGCUCAAGGUGGUCCAAGCCUUCAUAGCCUGCAUCAUCUUCGGCGCUCUGGCCAAUGACAGUGAAUAUAACCGCCACAUCCCUACUCAGUACUGCGUGGUGGUCUACAGCCUGUGCUUCGCUGUAACUGUGGUGGUGGUGGCCCUGACUGUCUCGGGUAGAACGUCUUCACUGCGCUUCCCUUUUGACCGCUUUGUGGUCAUCUACACCUUCCUUGCAAUGCUGCUGUAUCUGAGUGCUGCUGUGGUCUGGCCGGUUUUUAGUUUUGAUAAGAAGUAUGGCACCCCGGGGCGACCAAAAGACUGUCUGAGAGGAAAGUGCCCAUGGGACAGCAAGCUGGUGAUCGCCGUGUUCACUUGUGCCAACCUGGUGCUGUACUUCACCGAUCUGGUUUACUCUCAAAGAAUACGAUUUGUCUCACAUUCAGCUGCGUAAGACCAGCUCAUCUCCAGAAUGGUGGACAUAUGAAUACUGGAAACAAGGCUUGAAAAUGUUGUGACAUACAGCCAUGUUAGUAAAGUACAGCAGUGUGUACUUGUAGAGUUUUAAAAUACUCUGGAUUUUUGUAAUUUUGUUGAUUAGAAUGAACAUGUCUAGACUUUCCAACUGCAAUUCUUACUCCAAUUGAUUUUUUUUUCUUUGUGUUACUUGGUAAAGUUUUUACUUUAGAAUGAAAUCAAAGCAAGCUUAGACUCUAUUCCAAUGUACCAACUGACCUCUCUGACAAUAUCUCUCCUCAAUUCAUUGACACUGUAAGACUUAAAUGGAUAGUUCAACAAAACAUGUACAUUCUGCCAUUGUUUACUUUUUAUUCGAUUUAAAGUUUAUUACUUCUGUAGAACACAAAGGAAGAUAUUCUGAAAAUGUUUUGGUGAUUGUAUUGGACAAAAACAUUAUAUUAUGUUCUACAGAAAUUCAUAGAGUUUAGGGAUGACAUGAGGGUGGGUAAAAGAUGACAUAUUAUUUUAAACUAUACCUUCAAGUAUGUUUUUUGUUGUUGCUGUUGUUGUUUUUAUAAUUUAAUGCAUAUGAUGUUAUAGGUUAUAUGUCCCAAUAUCAUUAUUAUUAUUAUUACUAUUAUUAUUAUCAUUAUCAUUCGAUUACUAAUAUGGUAAUGCUUAUAUCUGGAAAUUAUAAUUUCUAACACAGACUUGGUCAGCUGCUUAUCCAAACAAGAGAGAUCUGUAACCUCUGACUAAAAGAAGAGUAUAAUUUUAUUUUAUUUUAUUUUAGCCCAGAAAGCAAUCUCUGCAUAUCUGGUCAACGUACCAAGACUCCAAUAAAAGUUCAGAUUAUUAUUAUUAUUUUUUUAUAGCAUGUGACAAUAUAUUGUUACUUAUUUCCAAUGCAUUAAAAUCAAUCAAAAUAUGUUGGUAAUUAAACUGCAUUCUUUUGUGCCCAUAUCAGUUUCUUUCUUUU
Messenger RNA from Carassius auratus (goldfish), 3583 nucleotides. RefSeq names its product myeloid associated differentiation marker like 2 (gene myadml2). The transcript has a single exon. Gene Ontology annotation, cellular component: membrane. The record is from RefSeq and is a predicted model, not a curated record. Bases 1688 to 2599 code for a protein of 303 amino acids. NCBI's taxonomy places the organism in Eukaryota, Metazoa, Chordata, Actinopteri, Cypriniformes, Cyprinidae.